Pongo pygmaeus (Bornean orangutan) is the source of this 1697-nucleotide messenger RNA. It is a transcript of the gene NR2F6, whose product is annotated as nuclear receptor subfamily 2 group F member 6. The transcript is spliced from 4 exons. Gene Ontology annotation, biological process: regulation of DNA-templated transcription. Bases 14 to 1228 code for a protein of 404 amino acids. The record is from RefSeq and is a predicted model, not a curated record. Gene Ontology annotation, molecular function: sequence-specific DNA binding; DNA-binding transcription factor activity; zinc ion binding. NCBI's taxonomy places the organism in Eukaryota, Metazoa, Chordata, Mammalia, Primates, Hominidae.
CUGCCCUGGGGCUAUGGCCAUGGUGACCGGCGGCUGGGGCGGCCCCGGCGGCGACACGAACGGCGUGGACAAGGCGGGCGGCUACCCGCGCGCGGCCGAGGACGACUCGGCCUCGCCCCCCGGUGCCGCCAGCGACGCCGAGCCGGGCGACGAGGAGCGGCCGGGGCUGCAGGUGGACUGCGUGGUGUGCGGGGACAAAUCGAGCGGCAAGCAUUACGGUGUCUUCACCUGCGAGGGCUGCAAGAGCUUUUUCAAGCGGAGCAUCCGCCGCAACCUCAGCUACACCUGCCGGUCCAACCGUGACUGUCAGAUCGACCAGCACCACCGGAACCAGUGCCAGUACUGCCGUCUCAAGAAGUGCUUCCGGGUAGGCAUGAGGAAGGAGGCGGUGCAGCGCGGCCGCAUCCCACACUCGCUGCCUGGCGCCGUGGCCGCCUCCUCGGGCAGCCCCCCGGGCUCGGCGCUGGCGGCGGUGGCGAGCGGCGGAGACCUCUUCCCGGGGCAGCCGGUGUCCGAACUGAUCGCGCAGCUGCUGCGCGCUGAGCCCUACCCUGCGGCGGCCGGACGCUUCGGCGCAGGGGGCGGCGCGGCGGGCGCGGUGCUGGGCAUCGACAACGUGUGCGAGCUGGCAGCGCGGCUGCUCUUCAGCACCGUGGAGUGGGCGCGCCACGCACCCUUCUUCCCCGAGCUGCCGGUGGCCGACCAGGUGGCGCUGCUGCGCCUGAGCUGGAGCGAGCUCUUCGUGUUGAACGCGGCGCAGGCGGCGCUGCCCCUGCACACGGCGCCGCUACUGGCCGCCGCCGGCCUCCACGCCGCUCCUAUGGCCGCCGAGCGCGCCGUGGCCUUCAUGGACCAGGUGCGCGCCUUCCAGGAGCAGGUGGACAAGCUGGGUCGCCUGCAGGUCGACUCGGCCGAGUACGGCUGCCUCAAGGCCAUCGCGCUCUUCACGCCCGACGCCUGUGGCCUCUCGGACCCGGCCCACGUGGAGAGCCUGCAGGAGAAGGCGCAGGUGGCCCUCACCGAGUAUGUGCGGGCGCAGUACCCGUCCCAGCCCCAGCGCUUUGGGCGCCUGCUGCUGCGGCUCCCUGCCCUGCGUGCGGUCCCUGCCUCCCUCAUCUCCCAGCUGUUCUUCAUGCGCCUGGUGGGGAAGACACCCAUUGAGACACUGAUCAGAGACAUGCUGCUGUCGGGGAGUACCUUCAACUGGCCCUACGGCUCGGGCCAGUGACCAUGACGGGGCCAUGUGUGCUGUGGCCAGGCCUGCAGACAGACCUCAAGGGACAGGGAAUGCUGAGGCCUCGAGGGGCCUCCCGGGGCCCAGGACUCUGGCUUCUCUCCUCAGACUUCUAUUUUUUAAAGACUGUGAAAUGUUUGUCUUUUCUGUUUUUUAAAUGAUCAUGAAACCAAAAAGAGACUGAUCAUCCAGGCCUCAGCCUCGUCCUCCCCAGGACCCCUGGCCGGGAUGGAGGGUCCAAUCCUAGGACAGCCUUGUCCCUCAGUACCCCAAGCAUGAACUUGUGGGAUGGUGGGGUUGGCUUCCCUGGCAUGAUGGACAAAGGCCUGGCGUCGGCCAGAGGGGCUGCUCCAGUGGGCAGGGGUAGCUAGCGUGUGCCAGGCAGAUCCUCUGGACACGUAACCUAUGUCAGACACUACAUGAUGACUCAACGCCAAUAAUAAAGACAUUUCCUACCUGCACA